AUGGCGUUCCCAAAGAUCAACUACCGCUACACCUGCACAGCCUGCACCCUCUACGACAGCGACGCCGCAGCAGAAGACGAGGAGGAGCACAUCAGUCGCGCCGAAGAGCAUAUCAUCUAUCUCUGCCGUGUCUGCAAGAAGAGCUCGUGUACAGCAGAGACUCUCAGCUCCCAUUUCGACGACAAAGACAGCAACAAGGAAUGCCAACGAUUCAAGUGGCACAGCAUCCUCACGAUCCAGCUUUCGUCGGUCAUGCAGGUGUUGAGAACAUCAAACGCACCAACUUCCGGCAUUAAAAUCCAUCGUGAGGUGGUCACCGCUGCGGAUCAUCUGGCCAAGCAACGGGAGGCUCUUCUUCGCAUGCACCCCGAGCUGAACUCUUCGCUACUGAUGCCGAGGACGGAAUAG
Messenger RNA from Zasmidium cellare ATCC 36951, 408 nucleotides. RefSeq lists its product as uncharacterized. Lineage: Eukaryota; Fungi; Ascomycota; Dothideomycetes; Mycosphaerellales; Mycosphaerellaceae. The transcript has a single exon. The record is from RefSeq and is a predicted model, not a curated record. The coding region runs from base 1 to 408 and encodes 135 amino acids.